ACUGUACCUUCUCUUUAAUUAUCCAUGUGAGGGCCUAUAAAUUUGAUGGGGGGAAAAGGGCGUAAGAGAAGUAGGAUCCAAACUGGCGGAGUUCCUGACCUUCGCUGUCCUCUCGGUUCUCCGCCAGCCGCGCCUCCAGGGUGUGCCUCCCUUAUUUCAGCCCUAAAGUGGCCUCUGAAAGUGUUUAAAUGAGAAUGUCCUUGGCUCAGAGAGUGCUGCUCACCUGGCUUUUCACACUGCUCUUCCUCAUCAUGUUGGUGUUGAAACUGGACGAGAAGGCACCUUGGAAUUGGUUCCUCAUAUUUAUUCCAGUCUGGAUAUUUGACACUAUCUUGCUCGUCAUGCUGAUUGUGAAAAUGGCUGGACGAUGUAAGUCUGGCUUUGACCCCCGACAUGGAUCACACAAUAUUAAAAAGAAAGCCUGGUACCUCAUUGCAAUGUUACUAAAGUUAGCCUUCUGCCUCGCACUGUGUGCUAAGCUGGAACAGUUUACUACCAUGAACCUUUCCUAUGUCUUCAUUCCCUUAUGGGCCUUACUGGUUGGAGCUUUAACAGAACUUGGAUAUAAUGUCUUUUUUGUGAGAGACUGACUUCCGAGGAUAUUGUCUCUUUUCUGUUGCUGUUCAACAAUGUUCAUACAGUGUUCCGAAUCUUUGCAAGUUUCAAGAAUACUAGAGAUGUGACUGAAAGUACCAAGUGUAGUCUUAAACUACCAUAAAACAGGACUGGUAAGGCAUGAACUUGUGGCCAACCCAAAGCUUGAUUAUUCAAUAUUUGAGUUCUUGAUCUCCUAUCCCUGUGUAAUAAAGCUUG
This is a messenger RNA of Phodopus roborovskii (desert hamster), 813 nucleotides long. RefSeq names its product transmembrane protein 60 (gene Tmem60). The transcript is spliced from 2 exons. Lineage: Eukaryota; Metazoa; Chordata; Mammalia; Rodentia; Cricetidae. The record is from RefSeq and is a predicted model, not a curated record. Bases 189 to 590 code for a protein of 133 amino acids.